UUACUUGGUGUAGUUCAGAUUUUUUUCGUAUUACAGUCAAAAUUUUAACAGAUAAAAAUUAAAAUUAAAUUAAAAAAGGUGAAAUUUCAAAUUGCAAUCAUUUAAUUUUUUUUUUUUUUUUUUGAUGAUAAAGAUCAUUGAAAUAAUUUUUUCUCGGGAUUAAAAAUAAAAGAAAAGAUUUUCUUGAAUAAAAGGAAAAUCAAUUAAAAAUAGAUUUCUUCAAGUGUGCAAUCGCGAUGGCUGCACCAGCAGCCUGUACGCGCUUCUCAGAUAAUUACGAUAUUAAAGAAGAGCUCGGAAAAGGUGCAUUCUCAAUUGUUAAAAGAUGUGUUCAGAAAUCAACUGGUCUGGAAUUUGCUGCAAAAAUAAUCAACACAAAAAAGUUAACUGCCAGAGAUUUUCAGAAGCUGGAAAGGGAAGCUAGAAUCUGCAGAAAAUUACAACAUCCAAAUAUUGUACGACUGCACGAUAGCAUACAAGAAGAGAAUUAUCAUUAUCUUGUCUUCGAUUUGGUAACCGGUGGUGAAUUAUUUGAAGACAUUGUUGCACGUGAAUUUUAUUCCGAAGCUGAUGCAUCACAUUGUAUUCAGCAAAUUUUAGAAUCAGUUAAUCAUUGUCAUCAAAAUGGUGUUGUACAUCGUGAUUUAAAACCAGAAAACUUAUUAUUAGCAAGCAAAGCAAAAGGUGCUGCUGUUAAAUUAGCUGAUUUUGGUUUAGCUAUUGAAGUACAAGGUGAUCAUCAAGCAUGGUUUGGUUUUGCUGGUACACCAGGUUAUUUAUCACCAGAAGUAUUAAAAAAGGAACCAUAUGGAAAAUCAGUCGAUAUAUGGGCUUGUGGUGUCAUCCUAUAUAUUCUAUUAGUUGGAUAUCCACCAUUUUGGGAUGAAGAUCAACAUCGAUUAUAUUCGCAAAUCAAAGCUGGCGCUUAUGAUUAUCCAUCACCAGAAUGGGAUACGGUAACACCUGAAGCUAAAAAUUUAAUAAAUCAAAUGUUAACUGUUAAUCCAUAUAAAAGAAUUACAGCUGCUGAAGCACUUAAACAUCCUUGGAUAUGCCAAAGAGAAAGAGUUGCUUCUGUUGUACAUCGUCAAGAAACGGUCGAUUGUCUCAAGAAAUUCAAUGCUCGUCGUAAACUUAAAGGCGCCAUUUUAACAACAAUGUUAGCAACAAGAAAUUUUUCAAUAGGUAGAAGUAUGAUCACAAAAAAGGGUGAUGGUUCGCAAGUAAAAGAAUCAACUGAUUCAUCAAGCACAACUUUAGAAGACGAUGAUGUUAAGGCUCGACGACAGGAAAUUAUUAAAAUCACCGAACAAUUGAUUGAAGCUAUCAAUAGUGGAGAUUUUGAUAGUUAUACAAAAAUAUGUGACCCACAUUUAACUGCUUUUGAGCCCGAAGCAUUAGGUAAUCUAGUCGAAGGCAUUGAUUUUCAUAAAUUCUAUUUUGAAAAUGUGCUUGGAAAAAAUUGUAAGGCUAUAAAUACAACAAUAUUGAAUCCUCAUGUACAUUUACUAGGUGAAGAUGCGGCUUGCAUUGCUUAUGUUAGAUUGACGCAGUAUAUUGACAAACAAGGACAUGCUCACACACAUCAAUCAGAAGAGACACGUGUAUGGCAUAAAAGAGAUAGCAAAUGGCAAAAUGUUCAUUUUCAUAGAAGUGCAUCUGGAAAAAUUAGUGGAGCAACGACUUUCGAUUUUAUUAAUCAACAACAAAAAUAGACUCUUUUAAAGUAGAUAAAUAAAUAAAAUAAAAGAAAAUGAAGAAAAUAUAAAAAAAAAUUUAAAAUAAAAAAAUUUAACUACAAAAAUAUUUAAAAUAUUGUAAUAUGUAUGUAUAAAUGUAACAUAUAAUGUAUACAGUAAAGCUUAGAUUAUUCGAAUUAAAACUUUAACUUCAAUAUAAAGAAAAAUAAAUUUUCUAAUUUACUUAAAUAUUUUUUAUUAAAUAUUUAGAUUAUUUCGGAUUUAAAUCACAAUAUUAUUUUAGAAAAAUAAAACACUAAAACUAUUUAUAUUAUAGAAGAAGUACAUACAAUAUUUAUGUACUUUAAAUUUUUUACUAAAUUUUUAAGAUAAUCGCGAUAAUAGAAAUAAAAAUUUUUUUUUGUUUGUUUUUUCUUCAAAUUGUGUUAAUUGUGAAAAAUUUGAAAUUACAAUUCCGUGUUAUUUUGAUGUGUAUAGUGAGUAAUAUCGUCAUUCCUAUAUAACAUAUUAGUACAAUAGCAAAAAUAAUUUUAAGUUUUAUAUUUUAUCAUUGUGUAUAUACUUUAUAAUGAUAUACAAAAGACAAUUUUUGUAAUAACACACAUGAAAUAUGUAAUUUUUUGAGUAACGCUACUCGCAAUUGUAAAAUUUUAGUUAUGCUUACUAGCUAUUACUCAAAAAAGUAGUUCGUUUGUGGAAUUACAAAAAUUGCCCUCUGUAUAUAAUUAUAAACUAUGUACAUAAGAUAUUAUGCAUUUUAAAAAUAUAAAUAUGUAUUUACAUUUUAAUAUUAUAUUUUGAUAAAUACAAAGAGAGAAAAAGUAGAAAAUUUUUCUGUGUCAAUUUUGUCACACACACAAACACACUCAAAAUAAUUCAAAUACUCGAAUUUUUCUCAUAUUUUUAAAACGUAAUUUAAAAAAGUUCGAUUUAUAGAAUUCUUACUCUAUAUAUUUAUUUAUAUUAUUUUAUGUGCAUUAAAAGUACAAUAAAUUUUAAUGGAAUUUUACAUAUAUAUGCAUGUCCGUAUUUGAAUAUCCUCUUAAGAAAUUAAAAAAAUCGUUUUUUUCUUAUUUUUUAAUUUAAAUUGUCGUACAAAAUUAAUAAUUAGAAAUAUUUUUAUUUAAAAUCACUUGUAAUUUUUUAAAUUAGGAUUGUAAAAUUGUAAUUCGAAAAAACAAAAUCUAAUCGUUAAUCUCUGCCAAUAUUAUAUAAUUUUUUGUUAAAAUCGUUUUGAUCAAAUUAAAUAGUAUUUAGGAUUCUUUUUGGUAUUUGGUUACAGUGAACAAAAGAUUAUCAGAGAAUUUUUAAUUAUAAAUAAAUUUUAUUUAUUUUAUGAAUUUUUCUUUUUUAUUCAUAUUUUUUGGUUAUCGGUCGAUUUAAAAAUGUUGAUUUUAAUUAAUUGAUUAAUUAAUUAAUUUUGAAUAUUCAAUUAAUGUUCAUUUUAAUUAAUUUUAAAUAUGUAAUAGUACAAAAUUUCAUUCCUUUUUUUUGCAUAUAAAUUUUUCAAUUUGAAGGUUUAUUUAAAUAAAAUAGUUUUAUUUAAUUUUCUUAUUAUUAAAGUUUUCUGGUUAUUAAGAAUCACUGAAAGUAAAUACAUUAAGAGCUCAGAUGGACCUGAAGUUUUAAUUUUGCAGCUGUCUGAUUGCUUAUUUGGAUGCCAUAGGUUUAUUGAAUAGCCCGCACACAUGCAACAGUAUGCAAUUAAGCAAUCGAACAGGUCGCAUGCAAUUAAGCAAUCGAACAACUUAAAAUUGCAACCAGUUUAUAAAAAAUUACAAAUUGUUCGAUUCCUUAAGUGCAUGCGAUCAUAUAGGUUGCAUGUGUGGGCGCUUGAAUAUAAACCUAUGGAAUACAUAUAAAGCAAUGAAAUGUUUCCACAACUAAAAGUUGCAUAUCUACCUGAGCACUAAUAUUGUGCACUUGGUCACCAUUAAUAGUGAAAAAUUCUAUACAUAUUUGUAAUUUACACAUAUAUAUGUAUACAUACUUAUAUAUAUAUAAAUUUUCUAAACCAAGUGUUUUAAAAUUUAAAAUGAGUUUUCUUUUUCUUUUUUGUUUGUAUAAGGAUCUGUUAAAAAUUUUUAAUUUCAUUGACACUUUAAACUUGUUUUAAAAAUAUUUUGUUUUUAAUUAUUCAAAAAAAAGUAUUUCUUUAUUCAUUUUACUUAUUUAUAUUUACUUAUCUUUUUUGUGUAUGUAUAUUUUUUGUUCAUUAAAAUUCUUAUUUUUUAAUUAAAUUUCUGGGCCCGAUAAAAUCUUAAUCAAUAGCCAAUACAAUUCUUUUAAUAAAUAACAAAAAUAAUUAAAUUUCUUAUUUACUAAAUAAACUUAUAUAUAUAUAUGUAUACCCGAGACCCUUCGGUUAAAGGAUCGGUGCCAUAAUCACUGCACCAUUGGUCAUAUACAUUUAUAUAUGUAUAUUUUUUUUCCAAAACGAGUGAAAUUUUUUUCGAACAACGGGAUUAGGCUAAAAUUAUAUAGAAUUAUAAUAAUUUAUGUAAUAUUCAUUCACUUUUUCCUAAUCUAGUUUAAGUGAGUAAAACAACAAAGGUGAAAUACAGAAUAUGAGGCUCUAAAUAAAAACAAAAUUGAUUAUUAAGUUUUUUGGAUAAGGAAAUGGUACAUGGUUAUAAAAUGUAAUUUAAAAAGAAAUAAUGUAUAUAUAAUAAAAGCACAUAUAUGUAUAUACAUAUAUAUAUAUAUUUAUAAAUAAAAAUAUAUUAGUAAAUUAAAGUUAAAUACACACUGGUUGCUUCAAAAUUUUUAAGGUCAGUGAUGCUGGUGGUGAUACAUUAUUGAAAAUUAAGUGCCGUAAUAAAAAAAAAAAUUAAUAGAAUAAAAUAGUUUAUUAUAUAGUUAACAAUACUUGUUUUAAGGAAAUUAUUUUAAAUUUUUUAAGAAUCCCCAACGACCCGCUCCUCUGUUCGCCACCGUGCUAGUCUAGUUCAUAAACAUAAUUUAGUCUAAUAAAUAAGCAUAUUGUGCAUGUACAUUUUUUUUAGUAGAAUAUUUUAAAAUUAAGUUGGAAAAUUUGUAGAUUUUUAUUUUUUCAAUAUAUUGAGUACAUUAUAAUUGUUAAUCGAAUAUAAUUUUUAAAUGUUAGUAAUUUCUUAGCUUAUCAGUUCUAUCAUGAAUUCGACUCAUAAUACGAAUUACGAAAGUCAGUAUUUUAUUUCAACUGACAAAUAUUCAUUUAUAUUUUUUUACUUUUUGGGUAAACAACUUUCAUCUAUAAAAGUGAGUAUAUCUUUCGUAGACUUUUCAAAUUAUUUUUACUAAAUAAUUUGAAAAGUCUACGAAAUUAUAAUAAUAUUCGGAGCAAAAUUUUAAUAAUUUCGAAGUUGACAAUAUGACAUUCGUAAUUUUCCGAAAUUCAGGGCUACGAACGGAAUUCAUAGUAGGGCUAUCUAUCAUUUUUGUUUUUUUUUUGUUUCAACUCGAAUAUAACAACUAAGAGAAAAAUUCUUGAAAGCACAAAUAAUUUUGUAAAUCAAAAAAUAGCAAAACACCCUAUUAAUAUUUUGUUGCCUUUCUUAAUUAGUUCCAGAUUUUCAUCACCAGCACAUCAUUCAAAUAAAAUAAUAAAUUUAUUGUUUUAAAAAACUUCUGAUUAUUAAAUGUUAAGAAGACACCUUAUAUUAAAAAUUUUUACGUAACUAAUUUAUCAUUAUAGCAAAUUUUAUCAUAUUUAAUUAAAAUUUACAAUUUGAAUAAAAAUGCAGAAAACAAAAAAAAAAAAAAUAAAAAUAGAAAAAUCUUUAUAUGUAUAAAACUUCUUCUUUUUUUAUAUUAUUUAUUCAUAAUAAUAAAAAUAUAUAAAUAAAAAAAAGUAUCAAAAAU
This is a messenger RNA of Condylostylus longicornis, 5543 nucleotides long. RefSeq names its product calcium/calmodulin-dependent protein kinase type II alpha chain. The record is from RefSeq and is a predicted model, not a curated record. Gene Ontology annotation, cellular component: neuron projection; cytoplasm. Gene Ontology annotation, molecular function: ATP binding; calcium/calmodulin-dependent protein kinase activity; calmodulin binding. Lineage: Eukaryota; Metazoa; Arthropoda; Insecta; Diptera; Dolichopodidae. The transcript has 13 exons. Gene Ontology annotation, biological process: protein phosphorylation. Bases 237 to 1715 code for a protein of 492 amino acids.